Carassius carassius (crucian carp) is the source of this 984-nucleotide messenger RNA. Its product is annotated as vesicle-associated membrane protein 8-like. Bases 214 to 522 code for a protein of 102 amino acids. Gene Ontology annotation, molecular function: syntaxin binding; SNAP receptor activity. The transcript is spliced from 3 exons. Lineage: Eukaryota; Metazoa; Chordata; Actinopteri; Cypriniformes; Cyprinidae. Gene Ontology annotation, biological process: vesicle-mediated transport; SNARE complex assembly; vesicle fusion. Gene Ontology annotation, cellular component: plasma membrane; SNARE complex. The record is from RefSeq and is a predicted model, not a curated record.
UUCUGGUUAAUGUGCAAUCUGUCUGGGAGGGGAAGCUCUGUUUGCAAAUGAGUUCUCUAAUGUUUCAUCCUGUUCCUUUGCACUCGUGUUGUAGCUCACAGGAAUGAACUUCUCUAAAACCCCUGUCCUUUAAGCAAUGGUCUCGGUCUAACUUCUGAAAACCCUCUGACAGCCACAGUCGGACAUUUAAGGAAGUUUGACGAAAGUUUCAGAAUGGCCGACUACAACGCUGAACAACAAGCGCCUAGCAAACUCAACCAAGUUCAGGAUCAAGUCAAUGAUGUUAAAGUCAUUCUCAAAGACAACAUCAACAAAGUCCUGGAGAGAGGAGAGCGGUUAGAUGAUCUGAUGGGCAAAACAGACGAUCUGCAGGCCACGGCGGACUCGUUUCAAAGGACAUCCACGCGUGUUGCCAGAAAGAUGUGGUGGAAAAACACCAAGAUGAUGAUUAUAAUUGGUGUGGUAGUGCUUGCCAUCAUCAUUUUAAUCAUCCUGCUCGCAACACAAGUCAUUCCCACCUAAUGCAACCCAGACAAGUACACACACACACACACACACACACACACUAAGAAUUAAUGCCUUUUUUACUAUGAAAGAAACUGGACACAUUUAUAUAUAGGUACAUUUCUAUUUUUGACAUUUCCUGUAAAAUUCUAUAUAAAUCUGGGGGGAAUAUGUCAGGGGUGUGUAUACAUAUGCAUUAUAUGUGGUUUUUACUUGUUAGGCUGUUUUUCUAAUAUAAUGAGACUGAAAACAACAGACUUCACUGUAAGUGGAAAGUCUUUCAGGAUGUACCUGCUGUGCUUGACACAUUCCUAUCAAAAACACACCAAAAACCAUUUCAAUUCUGAUGACAUUUCAUUACGAACCUGCAGACCUGUGAAUGGUUAUAUGACAGUGACUCGUAACAUUUCUCAUGCUCUCUGUGCUCGUGAAACUGAUUUCAUAGCUUGACAAAGAAUAGUCUGGGCUGAAUUAAGAGGC